Molecule: messenger RNA, 702 nt
Organism: Lycium barbarum (goji berry)
Lineage: Eukaryota; Viridiplantae; Streptophyta; Magnoliopsida; Solanales; Solanaceae
Exons: 2
Coding region: 1-702 (233 amino acids)
Source: RefSeq, a predicted model, not a curated record
AUGGAUACUGAUGAAACGAUGGGUGGUCUACCUCAUAGAGCUUAUAAAAGUAUUGACUUUAUUAGUUGUAUGGAUCAAUGUGGUGUAACAGAUGUUGGUUUUGUGGGUUCAAAAUAUACUUGGUGCAACAACUGGGAACCGAGAUAUAGAAUUUGGAAGAGACUAGAUAGAAUUCUAGUCAAUGAUCAAUGGGAACAAAAGUUUCAAAAUAAUAUGGUUAAACAUUUGGUCCGAACUGAAGUCUGGGGGAGGAAUAUUACUGGUAAUGCUAUGUGGAGACUCCACCAAAAGCUAAAAAUUCUUAGUAAGAAACUGAGUGACUGGUCAAGGACCACCAUUGGGAAUGUGUUUGAUCAAACUAAAGAUUGGGAAGAAAAAGUUCAAGUCCUAGAAGACCUGGAAUUAAUAGACAAUAGUGAUCAGGUCAGAGAAGACCUCAACAGGACACAUGCUAAGUACAUUAGAUGGCAAGCUAUGCAAGAUUCUAUUCUUAAGCAAAAAUCUCAAAUGAAGUGGUUUGAAGAAGGAGAAAGAAACACCAGAUACUAUCAUAGUAUCAUCAGGGACAAAAGAAGAAGGUUACACAUCCAUAGAAUCAAAAAUAGUAAAGAUAAAUGGAUUCAUAGUGAGAACAAGAUUGGUAAAUCUGUUGUGAGACAUUUCAAGAGGCUUUUCAGUAAUCAAAGCAAGGAAGUAGACUAG